UUAACAACACACUCUUCUUGUUCACGUACCCCAGUUUACUGAACCUUGACGUCAUGUAACUCUGUUCACGUGUUUAUACAUACUAUCUGCAUGUGAAGGUCUGCAAGGUUUGAGAGAAACAGCAGAGUGAACAUCUACAUCAUCAGCCAGGAAAGAAUGUGACGACACUCAAAGACUUAGACUAACAGAGUGAAAUUAAACACCGGCGCCAUGGGUUUCGGUAAUCAGCUCCUUCUGCUAUUGUGGAAGAAUUUUACUCUAAGAAAACGACAGCCGUUGCGUGUUGUGAUCGAGCUGGUGUGGCCACUAUGUCUCUUCCUGAUCCUGGUGGGAGUCCGGACACGACCAGAUCUCAUCAUAAACAACCCAGAAUGUCACUUUGAUGGCAAGGCAAUGCCGUCCGCGGGGACGCUGCCGUUCCUGCAGUCGUUCCUCUGUACCUUCAACAACACAUGCCACCAAUCGGUCACUGCGGACGAGAGGGCAGGAACAGUGGACAGCUUCAACUCCUCUACUAUAUCCAAACUGCUUGAGGACAUAGAGAAGGUUCUGGCCAACAAUACAGAGAGAGAGGAAAUAUUUGAUCUCAUCAAUGACCUGGAAAAUCUACAACAGCUUCAAGACAUUGUCUGGAAUGGGACAUCUGUAGGGUCUCUCCGACUAGGAAACUUGCUGGUGGAUCCUGAGCAGCUCCGGCAACAGAUCGCAGCCCAGAAUAUCAACCUGACUGAGGGUGCACUGAAUUCCCUCCUCAACGCCUCGCUGUCCAUUCGCAAUCUGGUGAGCAACGUAACAAGUGGUGAAAUAUCACCCUUGAUGAAUCUGGGGGUAUUCCUCAAGGAGCUAGAAUUGCCAGACAACGCCUCCAACUUCAAUUCAAAUCUGGACCAGUUACGAACCAACGUGUGCAACAACAGCCUCCUGGAGAGGUACUUCCAGUUUGGUAGUCCAGCAGAUGCACGGAAUGUGCAGGACCAGUUGUGUAACCUGAACAUCACUGAAGCCGUGGAGCUGUACCGGGACUUCCGCGACGACAUCAACGUCAACCAGGUCGUCAAUGAGGUGUCGGAGUAUGUGUUCCAGAACACAGGCGUCAGACCCAACUUUGAUAUGGCAUCCUACACAAGACUACUGAGACUAUUUCGAGAUGUGAAUGACCUAAGCAGUCUGCAAGCUCUCCAGAAGGACCUGAUUGACUUGCGAGACGAAAUGCAGGAUGCCCAGCAGGCCAGCGGGCCUCGCAACGUGACCCGGGACCUCAGCAGGCUCAUCUGUGGCCGACCUAAUGCCUUCUUACAGAUCAACCCAAGCAACAAAAACCUGUUCAGUGGGGAGAGCGGUUCAGGGCGGGUUGAUAUGAAGGAGUCUGAGGAGGAAAAGAAGAAGAGAGAGAAGGAAAGAGAGGAUGAGUUGAAAGAGUUCUCUCCCUUCUGCAUUGACCUGUUUGCAUCCUUUGAGUCAACGCGCUACACUCGUAUCAUCUGGCGCCAACUCAAGCCUGUCAUCUUGGGUUUUAUUCCAUAUGCCCCGGACAAUGCUGCUACCAGGGCCAUCAUUAAACAGGCUAACGCUACCUUUGAGAACCUUGCAUCCCUUCUUGAUCUGGCUGAUGAUUGGCUGGACGAUGUGUCCCCUAGACUGUACAACUACCUCGACAACAGCACCAGCAUAAACGCUCUCAGGAGAUUGACAUCGAAAAGUGGAUGUGCAAAUCUGAGCAAUUCCCUGACGCAAUUGCGUGAGUUGUCGCCUUCCUCCAACAUCCCCACCUUCAACACCAGCACCUGCGACUACUUCGCCCGCUACCUCUACAACGGCCCGAACACCACAGAGUAUGACUGGAGAGACUCCAUCAACUACACCAACUACUUCAUGGCCGAGGUGAAGAAGUACCUACAGUGUUUCAGAUUUGACAAGUUCCGCCCGUAUGCGUCGGAGUACUCCCUAAUACAGGAUAGCCUGGACAUGAUACCGACCAACACGUUCUGGGCAGCUCUCGUGUUCGAAACAGAAGCGGAUGCAGCAUCCGUCCCAAAUCACAUGACUUACAAGAUCAGAAUGGACACAGACAAAAUAGACAGCACAAAGAAAGUGCAGGACAAGUACUGGAAGCCAGGCCCCAGGGCCCAAGUUGGUAUUGACACCAAAUACCUGACGUACGGCUUCGCCUUCCUGCAGGAUAUGGUUGACCACGCACUCAUCAGGGUGCAGACUGGUGUGGAGGAGGAGGUCGGGGUGUACAUGCAGCAGUUCCCCUACCCAUGCUACGUGAAGAACAGGUUUACAAUGACGAUAUCACGGACCAUGCCGAUGUUCAUGGUGUUGGCGUGGAUCUACUCAGUGGCCAUGAUUGUGAAGGGGAUCGUGUACGAAAAGGAACGUCGUCUGAAGGAGGUGAUGAAGAUGAUGGGACUGGGCAAUGGGGUCCACUGGCUGGCCUGGUUCAUCAAUGCCUUCGUCAUGAUGAUCAUCACUGUCGUCAUGCUUGUGGCGUUGCUCAAGGGCGGUAAGGUCUUUGAGCACUCUGACCCGUCUGUGAUCUUUGUGUUCAUGUUGGCAUUCACGAUAGCGACCAUCAUGCAGUGUUUCCUGAUCAGUGUAUUCUUUUCCCGUGCCAACCUGGCGGCGGUGUGCGGGGGCUUCCUGUACUUCCUCCUGUACAUGCCGUACACCCAGGUGGUGCAGUGGGAGGAGUUCAUCAGCACCUCCAUCAAGCUGGUCUCCUGCCUGUCAUCUAGUGUAGCCUUUGGAUUCGGCUGCAGCUACAUAUCUCGGUUUGAGGAACAGACGACUGGUCUACAGUGGAGUAACAUCGCUGACAGCCCCAUCCCCGAUGACGACUUCAACAUGGCACGCUGUAUCCUGAUGAUGUUUGCUGAUGCUCUCAUGUAUGGCAUCAUCACCUGGUACAUUGAAGCCGUCUUCCCUGGCCAGUAUGGUAUACCACGCAAGUGGUACUUCCCCAUCCAGAAAACCUACUGGUGUGGACAGCGUUACCGAGGAGACACCAAUGUCGCUGGCAACCUAGGGGCUGCAGACAUGGAGAUGAACUGUGACAAGGAGAAUCUGGAGGCGGAGUCCCCCAACAGUAAAGUGGGUGUGUCUAUACACAACAUGACCAAGGUGUACAAGACUGGGAAGAAGCUAGCAGUGGACGGAUUGUCUCUCAACUUCUAUGAGGGCCAGAUUACAUCUUUCCUUGGACAUAAUGGUGCAGGAAAAACCACAACGAUGUCCAUCCUGACAGGCCUGUUCCCUCCCACAAGUGGCACAGCGUAUAUCAACGGGAAGGACAUUCGCUCCCAGAUGGACGAUAUCAGGAGCAGUCUCGGAAUGUGUCCACAACACAACGUACUCUUUGACCUCCUGACUGUAGAGGAGCACAUCUGGUUCUACGCCCGACUCAAGGGGAGGACCAACGCGGAGGUGAAGCGGGAACUACCUCAGAUGGUCAAGGAUGUUGGCCUGCCCAAUAAGAUCAAAGAGAUCUCCAAGAACCUGUCAGGGGGAAUGAAGCGCAAGUUGUCUGUGGCUAUUGCAUUUGUGGGUGGAUCUCGCACAGUCAUCCUGGAUGAACCUACAGCUGGCGUCGACCCAUACGCUCGCAGAGCCAUCUGGGACCUGCUCGUCAAACUGAGAACAAAUCGCACCAUCAUUAUGUCUACCCACCACAUGGACGAAGCCGACAUCCUCGGGGACCGCAUCGCCAUCAUCUCCCACGGUCGACUCUGCUGUUGCGGCUCAAGCCUCUUCCUCAAAAACCGCUUCGGCAGCGGCUACUACCUGACCCUCGUCCGCCAGCAGGACCAGGACCAGGACCAGAAUGAGGUUCCAGUCAAGGAUGUAAUCAAACCUAAACCCAGCAGGCCGUCCACUGCCGGCAGCAUCCGCUCCACCAUCGACGUCGUACCGUCAUUUGAGAUGGAUGAUGAGGGUUACUCUGAGAGACCGGACAGUGAUAAAACCAGCAGCAGCAACAGCAGCAACCCACCUACUCCACCACCAGAGGGAGCCACUAUGAUACCAGGUUUCUCGGUGCAACGAGUGACUGCCUUCAUUCAGAAGUUUGUGAGUGGGGCCAAGUUGACCGAAGACAACAACACUGAGCUGUGCUACCAGUUGCCAGAAGAGGCGGCUCACAGCGGGGACUUCGAGGCCUUGUUCUGCCAACUUGAGCGCAGCCACUUUGACCUCGGCAUCUCCAGCUUCGGCAUCUCCGACACCAGUCUGGAGGAGGUGUUCCUGAAGGUGGCGGAGGAGAGUGGUGUGGACUGCCCCACAGACGAGAUGACUCGCAAGCAGCUGGAACAGGUCUAUGAUGGAGGCAAAUACCCACGGCCAGUGUCCCGUCUGAGUUUCCGCAAGAAGAAGUUUGGCAUCUUCCCCACCAAACAGGGAGUGAACCGCGUCAACAGCACCACCGACCUGAUGGAGGACAGUGACCUUGAAAUGACAGAUCAAGGUGUCAGUUUAUUACCCCAUGAGACAUCGGAAACGGCUAGUGACCCAGGUUUCUGUGCCGAGUCAGAGACGAAGCUGUCAGGAUGGAACCUCAAACGUCGACAGUUCUGGGCACUCUUCCUCAAGCGUUUCCACCACGUCCGCCGCAGUAAGAAGGGAUUUGUGUGUGAGAUCAUCCUGCCGGCGGGGUUUGUGUGCCUGGCCAUGGUGUUCGCCCUCAUCCUGCCCCCCUUCCAGGAGGAGCCCGCCCUGGAGCUGCACCCCUGGCUCUAUGUGCCCCAGAAGGGCGACGCCCACCUCUACAUGUUCUAUAGUAAUGACGACCCUGGUACGACCCUCGCAGACAAGCUGGAGAACACACUUCUGUCCAAGCCCUAUCUAGGAACAAGAUGUAUGAACUCAUCGGUCUAUCACAUCAGUGGCAUGCCGUGUGAGCCAUCAUCAGCCACAGGAAAGUGGACUGCGCGACCCAAACUGACCGGCAACCUGUCCAUAGACUCCCCCUCCUGUUCCUGUGCAACUGGAAUCCAGAAAUGUCCACCAGGUGCUGGUGGCCCCAUCCCUCCCCGGAGCUACCUGCCAACGACAGACUACCUCUACAACAUGACCGGUCGCAACACCAGCGACUGGCUGGUCAAAACCAUGGACCAGUACAUCAAGAGAAGAUAUGGAGGCUUCAGUUUUGGAGACAAGAAUCCUGUAGCUCAGCUGAAUGCUACUCAACUGUUGACUGUCAUUGACCGACUCUCACGAGCAGGCAAUAACGGCUCUGCUGUUGUCGAUGGUAACGAGACCGUAUGGCAGGACCUGGAUGAUUUGAUCAAGAGAUUUGUUCGACAGGACAUUGCCAAGGUUUGGUUCAACAACAAGGGAUGGGCAGCAUCCGUGGCCUAUAUGAACUCUCUCAACAACAUCAUCCUGCGCAGUUAUCUCCCCUCCUCCAAGGACCCCAGUAACUUCGGCAUCACCACCAUCAACCAUCCCCUCAACUACACCCAGGACCAGCUCAAUGAGGAGACAAUCAUGAACAGUGCCAUAGAUGUCCUGGUUGCCAUCUGCGUCAUCUUCGCCAUGUCCUUCAUCCCGGCCAGCUUCGUGCUGGUGCUGAUCGAGGAGAGAGUGUCCAACAGCAAGCACCUGCAGUUUGUCAGCGGCAUCAACCCAACCAUCUACUGGGUGGCCAACUUCACCUGGGAUAUGAUGAACUACCUGAUUCCUGCCCUGCUGUGUUUUAUAAUAUUUCUGGCCUUCAACAAGGAGGCCUACGUUGGCCCCGGCCAUGCUCCCUGCCUCGUGGCUCUACUCUUCCUCUAUGGGUUUGCUAUCAUCCCGCUGAUGUAUCCGUUUGCCCGGCUGUUCUCGGUGCCAAGUUCAGCCUUUGUUGCACUGUCAUGUGUGAAUGUGUUCCUGGGAACUGUGUCAACGCUGGCAACAUUUAUCUUGGAGGUGUUCGAGCAGGACGACAAAGGUCUUGCGGACAUAAACAACAUACUGAAACAGGCAUUCCUGAUCAUGCCUCACUACUGUCUGGGCCGGGGACUGAUGGACAUGACCGCCUACAAGCUGCAGGCAGAUAUCAUCACCAGAUUCGGUGAGACGUUGGAUUACAACCUGUUUGACUGGAAAAUAGUUGGUCGCAACCUGUUUGCCAUGUUCGCCCUGGGUAUCGUGUUCUUCAUCUUCAACCUGCUCAUAGAGUACAGGUUCUUCAUCAAACCAAGGAAGACAAAGGGGCCUUCCACCCCACUGAACAACGAGGACAUUGAUGUGGCUCGGGAACGUCAGCGGGUCAUGUCAGGAGGGGCAGAUAAUGACACCUUGAAGCUGGAGAACCUCACCAAGACCUACUGGACCCCUGGGAAGAAGGGGCGUCUGACAGCUGUAGACAGACUGUGUGUGGGGGUGCCCAAGGGGCAGUGUUUUGGUCUGCUAGGGGUUAACGGAGCAGGGAAGACCACGACCUUCAAGAUGCUGACAGGAGACGUGUCCGUCACCAGCGGCUCGGCGGCAGUCAGUGACAUGAGCAUUCUGAAGGACAUGGUGAAGGUGCGGCAGCUGAUGGGCUACUGUCCUCAGUUUGAUGCUCUGGACUCCCUUCUCACCGGCCGGGAACAUCUGCAGUUCUACGCCCGAGUCAGAGGCAUACCUGAGAAGGAUAUCAAAGAUGUGGCAGAGUGGGCUAUCAGGAAGCUGGGGCUAGUGAAGUAUGCCAACGUCAUCGCUGGCAGCUACUCCGGUGGCAACAAGCGGAAACUGUCCACCGCCAUCGCUCUCAUUGGCAACCCUCCCAUUAUAUUCCUGGAUGAACCUACUACCGGUAUGGACCCCAAGGCUCGUCGCUUCCUCUGGAACUGCAUCAACAGCAUCAUCAAAGAUGGCCGCUCCAUCAUUCUAACUUCCCACAGCAUGGAGGAAUGUGAGGCGCUGUGCGGCAGGCUGGCCAUCAUGGUGAACGGCCGGUUCAAGUGUAUCGGCAGCACGCAGCAUCUGAAGAACAGGUUCGGCAAUGGGUACACAGUGACCCUGAGAGUGGCUGGAGGUCAGCCCGACCUGGAGCCCGUGAAGCAGUACAUGAAGGAGCAGUUCCCCGAGUCGGUGCUGAAGGAAAGCCACCACAACAUGCUGCAGUACCAGCUGGGCACCACCGCCAUUUCCCUGGCCAGGCUCUUCGGGAAGAUUGAGGGUGGCAAACAGCACAUGGGCAUUGAGAGCUACUCCGUCAGCCAGACCACACUGGACCAGGUCUUCAUCAACUUUGCCAAGCUGCAAACAGACAUGGACAUUGAAUUAGAAGAUGAUGAACUACCUCCUGAUCUGAGCCAGAGGGCCUAUGAGACAGCCAUGUACCCAAACCAGCAGCGCAUGAUGAUCGAGGACGAGCAGAGCGUGACAGGAAGUACUGCCGGCCUCAUCCUCCCCAACAGGGCCCGCGACAACUUCUUGACCGACGUGUCUGUGGCGUAGACCCCCCUUACUGUGAUACCUGUAGAAUCUGUGAUGUUAGCUCAAACUGUGGUCAAACUGUUCACAGUAGUUUACAGUGUGAAACGUUUGGUCACUGUGACAAGAGCAUACAAUUAUUUUACCUAGACAACAUUCCAUAACACUAAUGUCACAAACCCAACAUCACACAAAACUAGAACACAGUACCCCACCGACUGGUACACAUGGUAACAGAACCCCACCCACUGGUACACAUGGUAACAGUACCCCACCCACUGGUACACAUGGUAACAGUACCCCACUCACUGGAACACAUGGUAACAAUACCCCACUAACUGGUACACAUGGUAUCAAUACCCCACUAACUGGUACACAUGGUAACAGUACCCCACCCACUGGUACACAUGGUAACAAUACCCCACUAACUGGUACACAUGGUAACAGUACCCCACCCACUGGUACACAUGGUAACAGUACCCCACCCACUGGUACACAUGGUAACAGUACCCCACUCACUGGAACACAUGGUAACAAUACCCCACUAACUGGUACACAUGGUAUCAAUACCCCACUAACUGGUACACAUGGUAACAGUACCCCACCCACUGGUACACAUGGUAACAAUACCCCACUAACUGGUACACAUGGUAACAGUACCCCACUAACUGGUCCCAAAUGGUAACAAUACCCCACUAACUGGUCCCAAAUGGCACAAGAAUGAAUCCCUGACUACUUGACCGAAGAUAUACCUGAUGCUGGUAAAUGAUUGCCUUAACAGACUGUGAUAUACUCACUCCAUGUUAUUAGUAACCCCAGUUCCUGAUGCACUGACAGGAAUGAAUGGCACAUGAACAGCUGAACAUACAUAUAUUGAUUUUUAGGCAAGACAUACGUGAGAUGUUGUAUUAAUGUUUUGUGGAACCUAAACCAUUUUAAUAAUUGUGGCACAUACAAAUAUUGUGAGGUGUGUCUUAAAUUCAUUUCACAUUUGGGGGGAAUAUUUCACAACAGAUAUAUAUUAUCUUGCAUUUUUAAUUAUCCCAUUUUUAUUAUAUUUCAUAUUUUGAUAUUGUUAGGCAAUCCUACUGCAACUACAUCUGUGUGUAUUUAGAUGACAGUGAUGUGUUUUGUACAGUGCUAAACUGUAGUGUGUUCACCUGUCUUGAUGUCAUGGUAUUCUAGAUUUUUGCUGUGACUCUGGAUGUUUUAUAUACAGAGAUUAUCUUUACUGUAGGACUUUGAAAAUGGUGAUCUAAAAAGAUCAGAGAGAAAUUGUGAUCUUAUUCUUCUCAUAUUCAAGGGAAAUUUGUAUAAGGGGGUACAAUUUGAGAUUAUUAUACAGUCUGGUUGAUAUUGGUCAUGUGAUCCUUCACACAUGAAAAAUGUUUUUGCUAAUAUCAUAAACAAUGGUCAAUAAGCAUUGUUCCAUAAUAAUUACCUUCUGCUCCGAGGUGAUAAAUCGAGAAGUGUAAGAGAAUCUUAAGAACGGCAUGUUCUUGAUGUUUCAGUUUAUGUAUCGUUAUAUCGUCUGAGUACAGAAUAGAAAUAGAAACUUGAGUAUGGUUAGGUGCCGCUUUUAGCAAUAAUGCUGCGGGGGACAUCAGAAAAUGGGCAACUUGGAAUUCAAAGGUACAAGUUGUUGAUGUUCUCAAUUUCUUUUGUCUGUCUUAUUAGUGUUCUCUUUGCCAUACCAGUAAGAAGACAAAUACCCUGAACAAGGCACUCAUCGCUCUCCCCUGUCAAACAGCUAUUUCUCUAUUAUUUAAUUAUAUUUCAACUGGGAGAGUGAUAUACAUAUUUACAUGAGAUUUGUGACCUUUUUGCUUUUGUUUAAUUGUGGGGAUCUUUUAAAUCAACACUCAGCUCGCCGACACGAAGAUAUCCUGUAAAUGUGUGUAUCUGUCUAUAUGAAGUAGUGGUCUGAAGUGGAUAUGUAUGGGUGAAGAUGCAAUAUGAGUGUUAUACAAGUGUUUGUAUGUCUGGUUUAGAUAAGGUAGAUAUAAAAUUGCUAAUCGAUAGGUAUAAUCAUGUAUUAUUGAAAUAAGUGCUUGAGAAAAAGUGAUAUUCAUAUUACUAUAGUUAAUGUCAUACCAUGACAUAUUGACUAUGGUAAUAUGAAAGAAUCGGAUUAUCUUUCUUCAGUAGUAUAUGAAUAUAUCAUUGGAGAGUGUGUGAUGCAUGUACAAGAAACAUUUGUGAUAAGGGUGUGUCUAUGAAUAAUUCCCACAUAAGAGUGUUUAAGUGUCACACAAUUGUUUCUUUAUCCAUUUACUUUCCGCAAGAUCAAAUAACAGUCUGAUUGGAGUUUCAUUAAGAGGCACAACCUAUUGUUCAACAAAUUAAUAUUUGGAGAAGAAUUCACUUAUAUUCAGUUAUAUAUCCUUUUGUGUGUGAAUAUAUUAAUAGUGUUUAGUAUAUUUGAUGUUUUUUAUUUACAUAUAGGAAAAGAAAACCAUUUUCAUUUUGGAUUUUUGUGUAUAUUUUAACAUAGGUCAUAUGUUUUAGUUAUAUCUUUCCAUUCAAAAGUAAUUCCUCAUUUAAUAAAUUAUUUUACGUCUAUAUAGAAAAUCAAGUUCAUAUUACAUCAAGCUAGAUCUGUUAUAGGAAACAAAUGUACUCUUAUAAGCAGGCAAGACAAGCGAAAAUCUAAGAAAUAACUUGUUGCAUGCAAUUGGUUCUCUAUAACAGUCCUUGUCAAUUUCUUAAAUGGGUUUCAUUUGCAAUGUUGCAGAAACUAGGCAUUGCUAGAUGUCCCGAGAACAAUGUUUCUUUAUUGCGUUCAAGUUUUGGCUGGUUUUAUGAGACCUUUGUGUCAUAAAUGUUUCAUAGUUCCUAUGUCUGAGUUGCCCCAUACUUUGUUCUGCUGGUCAGAACAAUAGUACUGUUCAUAAUUGUGAUUCCAAAUUUAAAGCCUUUAGACCAAAGAGUGCUUUCAAAUAGAUGGCAUUCUUAUUUCAUUUCCUUGUCUGAAGUCUCCAUGUGUACUUCCAAGUACUCAAGUUGAAUAGUCCACAGACCAGGGUCUGUCUUAUGUAUCAAUAACAUAUCAGACUAAUAAUUUGUGAUGUACCAAAUGAUUAGCAAGAAAAAAACUUUUUUUUAUAUACAUAUAUUAUAUAGCUAACAUCAGCAUAUGUCUCAGAAUUAAAGAAGUUGUCAUCGAUAAAUUUACUAUUAUAUAGCAACAUUUCAGUCUUGCUUGACAAUGGUAUGAGCAUCUGUACUGAAACUUCGCUAUAAUAGUACAUUAAAGAAGGUCCUUAAACUGUGUCUACUUUUUGUCCAAGGCUGGACUGCCAAAUUGAAGGUCUCUUCCACCGUUGAAUAGGAUGCUAAAUGUCACCCUGAAUUAGAAACACUGGCAACAUUUCAUGACAAUGUACCGAAGUCAUACACCACUGACCAGAAGUUCAAACUUGUACCUCAUCUCACUAUGAAAAGUUGUGACGUCAACCGAAUUUCCUUUUUUUCUACAUGACAAUAUUUAACUUUACUCUAAAUGUACAUUUUCACUGCAUAAUAAACAGAUUUGAUUUUUU
Haliotis rufescens (red abalone) is the source of this 10943-nucleotide messenger RNA. Its product is annotated as phospholipid-transporting ATPase ABCA1-like. Gene Ontology annotation, molecular function: lipid carrier activity; ATP hydrolysis activity; ABC-type transporter activity. The transcript has 49 exons. The record is from RefSeq and is a predicted model, not a curated record. Lineage: Eukaryota; Metazoa; Mollusca; Gastropoda; Lepetellida; Haliotidae. Gene Ontology annotation, cellular component: membrane; intracellular membrane-bounded organelle. Gene Ontology annotation, biological process: lipid transport; transmembrane transport. Bases 211 to 7425 code for a protein of 2404 amino acids.